AUGAAGAAGUUCUUUGGCAACUGGAAUCUAAGGCGUUCUUCCUCUGGCCCCUCCACCAGCCAGAGGGAGUCCUUCCCGAGCCCUGAUGCUAUUGUUCCCCACGCCUUCAGACAGCUCAAAAGCUACAAUGCUUUUGGAAAGAUCCACAAGGCUGCGAGCCGGGGUGCUGCUGUCAUAGUUCAGUGCAGACUCAUGCUUGAAAGAAAUGGUGUCAAUGACCGAGACAAGAAUGACAGAACGAUGUUACACUAUGCCUGUGCACAUGGCCAUCCCAUGGUAGCUGCCCUCCUAAUAGAGUGGAAUUGUGACAUUGAUCUCCGUGACAGUGACAACUGCACAGCACUAAUUAAGGUAGACAUCACCCAACAGUUUCAGUGUGACAUGGAUUUGAUGGGAAUUCUGGGAAUAAAAAUGAUCUCAGCUAAAUGCAAAUGUGGUGCUGAUCCAAAUGCCAAGGACAACCAUGGGAACACGGCUCUGCACUAUGCUGUUUGGCAUAACAAAACUUCAAUGGUAAACAUACUGCUGGAACACAAUGCUGACAUCUGUAUAAGGAACAAGGAUAAUUUUACACCAUAUACUCUGGCUCGAUUAAGAAACAACGAAAGCCUGGCAAAGUUUUUAGUGGACAAGAGAAACCAGAUACUAAAAUUAGCUGAUGAACUAAAGAGACUGAAAUGUGAACCUGAACCUCCAACAGAAGAUUCAGAACAGCCUCAGGUAAACUUGGAUGGUACCAGUUUGAUCAGUGAAGAAGCUGAUAAGCAGAAAGUCAUCAGGUUACAAUCAGUACAAAAGCUAAAUGACAGUUCGGUGCAUUCAUCAGAAGACCAGAAUCAAAGGGUGGUUCGUGCUUCCGACAAUGGAAAUCACAGUGCAAUUCAUGUAUCACAAAACCUGAAUCGCAGUUUGGCGUGCACAUCAGCAAAUGAGAGUCAAACUGAGGUGCCUAAAAACCUGAUGAACAGUGUGGUGCAUGAAGCACAAAAGCCGAAUCGCAGUGCUGCAGCCCGAGUUCUUCAAAAACAGCAUGGAAAAACUAAAGAGCAACCUGUUCCUGUUGAGGAGAAUCGACAAGAGGAUGGACUGAAACAUGGCAACCCGAAGACAAAAGUUGAAUCAGAAUAUUCAAUAGAAGAUUCAGAAGAGCCUCGGGCGAUCAUGGAUAAAAUACUUUUGGUCAGUGAAGAAGCUGAUAAGCAGAAAGUCAUCAGGUUGCAAUCAGCAGAAAAGCUGAAUGACCGUUGGGCGUAUGCAACCAACCAGAUUCAAAGGGUGGUUCAUGCUUCUGAUAAUGGAAAUCACAGUGCAAUUCAUGUAUCACAAAACCUGAAUCGCAGUUUGGCGUGCACAUCAGCAAAUGAGAGUCAAACUGAGGUGCCUAAAAACCUGAUGAACAGUGUGGUGCAUGAAGCACAAAAGCCGAAUCGCAGUGCUGCAGCCCUAGUUCUUCAAAAACAGCAUGGAAAAACUAAACAGCAACCUGUUCCUGUUGAGGAGAAUCGACAAGAGGAUGGACUGAAACAUCCCAACCGGAAGACAAAAGUUGAAUUGGAAUAUUCAAUAGAAGAUCCAAAAGAGCUUCAGAAGGCCGUAGAGGAAAUACUUUUGAUCAGUGAAGAAGCUGAUAAGCAGAAAGUCAUCAGGUUACAAUCAGCAGAAAAGCUGAAUGACCGUUGGGUGCAUGCAUCAGAAGACCAGAAUCAAAGGGUGGUUCGUGCUACCGAAAAUGGAAAUCACAGUGCAAUUCAUGUAUCACAAAACCUGAAUCGCAGUUUGGCGUGCACAUCAGCAAAUGAGAGUCAAACUGAGGUGCCUAAAAACCUGAUGAACAGUGUGGUGCAUGAAGCAGAAAAGCCGAAUCGCAGUGCUGCAGCCCGAGUUCUUCAAAAACAGCAUGAAAAAACUAAAAACCAACCUGUUCCUGUUGAGGAGAAUCGACAAGAGGAUGGACUGAAACGUGGCAACCGGAAGACAAAAGUUGAAUCGGAAUAUUCAAUUAGAAGAUCCAGAAGAGCUUCAGAAGGCAUAGAGGAAAUACUUUUGGUCAGUGAAGAAGCUGAUAAGCAGAAAGUCAUCAGGUUGCAAUCAGCAGAAAAGCUGAAUGACCGUUGGGCAUAUGCAACCAACCAGAUUCAAAGGUUGGUUCGUGCUACCGAAAAUGGAAAUCACAGUGCAAUUCAUGUAUCACAAAACCUGAAUCGCAGUUUGGCGUGCACAUCAGCAAAUGAGAGUCAAACUGAGGUGCCUGAAAGCCUCAUGAACAGUGUGGUGCAUGAAGCAGAAAAGCCGAAUCGCAGUGCUGCAGCCGUAGUUCUUCAAAAACAGCAUGGAAAAACUAAACAGCAACCUGUUCCUGUUGAGGAGAAUCGACAAGAGGAUGGACUGAAACGUCCCAACCGGAAGACAAAAGUUGAAUUGGAAUAUUCAUUAGAAGAUCCAGAAGAGCUUCAGAAGGCCGUAGAGGAAAUACUUUUGAUCAGUGAAGAAGCUGAUAAGCAGAAAGUUAUCAGGUUACAAUCAGCAGAAAAGCUGAAUGACCGUUGGGUGCAUGCAUCAGAAGACCAGAAUCGAAGGGUGGUUCGUGCUACUGAAAAUGGAAAUCACAGUGCAAUUCAUGUAUCACAAAACCUGAAUCGCAGUUUGGCGUGCACAUCAGCAAAUGAGAGUCAAACUGAGGUGCCUAAAAACCUGAUGAACAGUGUGGUGCAUGAAGCACAAAAGCCGAAUCGCAGUGCUGCAGCCCGAGUUCUUCAAAAACAGCAUGGAAAAACUAAAGAGCAACCUGUUCCUGUUGAGGAGAAUCGACAAGAGGAUGGAAUGAAACGUGGCAACCGGAAGACAAAAGUUGAAUCGGAAUAUUCAUUAGAAGAUCCAGAAGAGCUUCAGAAGGCCAUAGAGGAAAUACUUUUGGACAUUGAAGAAGCUGAUAAGCAGAAAGUCAUCAGGUUGCAAUCAGCAGAAAAGCUGAAUGACCGUUGGGUGCAUGCAUCAGAAGACCAGAAUCAAAGGGUGGUUCGUGCUUCUGAAAAUGGAAAUCACAGUGCAAUUCAUGUAUCACAAAAUCUGAAUCGCAGUUUGGCGUGCACAUCAGCAAAUGAGAGUCAAACUGAGGUGCCUAAAAACCUGAUGAACAGUGUGGUGCAUGAAGCACAAAAGCCGAAUCGCAGUGCUGCAGCCCGAGUUCUUCAAAAACAGCAUGGAAAAACUAAAGAGCAACCUGUUCCUGUUGAGGAGAAUCGACAAGAGGAUGGAAUGAAACGUGGCAACCGGAAGACAAAAGUUGAAUUGGAAUAUUCAUUAGAAGAUCCAGAAGAGCUUCAGAAGGCCAUAGAGGAAAUACUUUUGGACAUUGAAGAAGCUGAUAAGCAGAAAGUCAUCAGGUUGCAAUCAGCAGAAAAGCUGAAUGACCGUUGGGUGCAUGCAUCAGAAGACCAGAAUCAAAGGGUGGUUCGUGCUUCUGAAAAUGGAAAUCACAGUGCAAUUCAUGUAUCACAAAACCUGAAUCGCAGUUUGGCGUGCACAUCAGCAAAUGAGAGUCAAACUGAGGUGCCUAAAAACCUGAUGAACAGUGUGGUGCAUGAAGCACAAAAGCGGAAUCGCAGUGCUGCAGCCCGAGUUCUUCAAAAACAGCAUGGAAAAACUAAAGAGCAACCUGUUCCUGUUGAGGAGAAUCGACAAGAGGAUGGACUGAAACGUGGCAACCAGAAGACAAAAGUUGAAUCGGAAUAUUCAUUAGAAGAUCCAGAAGAGCUUCAGAAGGCCAUAGAGGAAAUACUUUUGGACAUUGAAGAAGCUGAUAAGCAGAAAGUCAUCAGGUUGCAAUCAGCAGAAAAGCUGAAUGACCGUUGGGUGCAUGCAUCAGAAGACCAGAAUCAAAGGGUGGUUCGUGCUUCCGAAAAUGGAAAUCACAGUGCAAUUCAUGUAUCACAAAACCUGAAUCGCAGUUUGUCGUGCAUAUCAGCAAAUGAGAGUCAAACUGAGGUGCCUAAAAACCUGAUGAACAGUGUGGUGCAUGAAGCACAAAAGACGAAUCACAGUGCUGCAGCCCUAGUUCUUCAAAAACAGCAUGGAAAAACUAAAGAGCAACCUGUUCCUGUUGAGGAGAAUCGACAAGAGGAUGGACUGAAACGUCUCAACCAGAAGACAAAAGUUGAAUCAGAAUAUUCAUUAGAAGAUUCAGAAGAUCCUUGGGAGAUCAUGGAUGAUAUACCUUUGGACAUUGAAGAAGCUGAUAAGCAGAAAGUCAUCAGGUUGCAAUCAGCAGAAAAGCUGAAUGACCGUUGGGUGCAUGCAUCAGAAGACCAGAAUCAAAGGGUGGUUCGUGCUUCCGAAAAUGGAAAUCACAGUGCAAUUCAUGUAUCACAAAACCUGAAUCGCAGUUUGGCGUGCACAUCAGCAAAUGAGAGUCAAACUGAGGUGCCUGAAAACCUGAUGAACAGUGUGGUGCAUGAAGCACAAAAGCCAAAUCGCAGUGCUGCAGCCCUAGUUCUUCAAAAACAGCAUGGAAAAACUAAAGAGCAACCUGUUCCUGUUGAGGAGAAUCAACAAGAGGAUGGACUGAAACGUGGCAACCCGAAUAUAAUAGUUAAAUCAGAACAUCCAACAGAAGAUUCAGAACAGCUUCAGGUGAUCUUGGAUGGUACAAGUUUGGUUACUGAAGAAGCUGAUAAGCAGAAAGUCGUCAGGUUGCAAUCAGCAGAAAAGCUGAAUGACAGUUGGGUGCAUGCAUCAGAAGGCCAGAUUCAAAGUGUGGUUCAUCCUUCAGAAAAUGAAAAUUACAAUGCAAUUCAUGUAUCCAAAAACCUGAAUCCCAGUUCAGCAUACACAUUAGAAAAGGCGACUCAAACUGAGGACCCCACAGCUGAAACCGUGAUGAACAGUGUGGUUCAUGAAGCAGAAAAGCCGAAUCGCAGUGCUGCAGCCCUAGGUCUUCAAAAACAGCAUGGAAAAACUAAAAAGCAACCUGUACCUGUUGAGGAGAAUCAACAAGAGGAUCGACUGAAGCAAGACAACCCGAAGAUAAAAGUUGAAUCGGAACAUCCAACACAGGAUUCAGAACAGCUUCAGGUGAUCUUGGAUAGUACAAGUUUGGUCAGUGAAGAAGCUGAUAAGCAGAAAGUCAUCAGGUUGCAAUCAGCAGAAAAGCUGAAUGACCGUUGGGUGCAUGCAUCAGAAGACCAGAUUCAAAGGGUGGUUCGUGCUUCAGAAAAUGGAAAUCACAGUGCAAUUCAUGUAUCAGAAAACCUGAAUCCCAGUUCAGCAUACACAUUAGAAAAGGCGACUCAAACUGAGGACCCCGCAUACACAUUAGAAAAGGCGACUCAAACUGAGGACCCUGCAGCUAAAACCGUGAUGAACAGUGUGGUGCAUGAAGCAGAAAAGCCGAAUCGCAGUGCUGCAGCCCUAGUUCUUCAAAAACAGCAUGGAAAAACUAAAAAGCAACCUGUUCCUGUUGAGGAGAAUCAACAAGAGGAUGGACUGAAGCAAGACAACCCGAAGAGAAAAGUUGAAUCGGAACAUCCAACACAGGAUUCAGAACAGCUUCAGGUGAUCUUGGAUAGUACGAGUUUGGUCAGUGAAGAAGCUGAUAAGCAGAAAGUCAUCAGGUUACAAUCAGCAGAAAAGCUGAAUGACCGUUGGGUGCAUGCAUCAGAAGAUCAGAUUCAAAGGGUGGUUCGUGCUUCAGAAAAUGGAAAUCACAGUGCAAUUCAUGUAUCAGAAAACCUGAAUCCCAGUUCAGCAUACACAUUAGAAAAGGCGACUCAAACUGAGGACCCCGCAUACACACUAGAAAAGGCGACUCAAACUGAGGACCCUGCAGCUAAAACCGUGAUGAACAGUGUGGUGCAUGAAGCAGAAAAGCCGAAUCGCAGUGCUGCAGCCCUAGUUCUUCAAAAACAGCAUGGAAAAACUAAAAAGCAACCUGUUCCUGUUGAGGAGAAUCAACAAGAGGAUGGACUGAAGCAAGACAACCCGAAGAGAAAAGUUGAAUCGGAACAUCCAACACAGGAUUCAGAACAGCUUCAGGUGAUCUUGGAUAGUACGAGUUUGGUCAGUGAAGAAGCUGAUAAGCAGAAAGUCAUCAGGUUACAAUCAGCAGAAAAGCUGAAUGACCGUUGGGUGCAUGCAUCAGAAGAUCAGAUUCAAAGGGUGGUUCGUGCUUCAGAAAAUGGAAAUCACAGUGCAAUUCAUGUAUCAGAAAACCUGAAUCCCAGUUCAGCAUACACAUUAGAAAAGGCGACUCAAACUGAGGACCCCGCAUACACACUAGAAAAGGCGACUCAAACUGAGGACCCUGCAGCUAAAACCGUGAUGAACAGUGUGGUGCAUGAAGCAGAAAAGCCGAAUCGCAGUGCUGCAGCCCUAGUUCUUCAAAAACAGCAUGGAAAAACUAAAAAGCAACCUGUUCCUGUUGAGGAGAAUCAACAAGAGGAUGGACUGAAGCAAGACAACCCGAAGAGAAAAGUUGAAUCGGAACAUCCAACACAGGAUUCAGAACAGCUUCAGGUGAUCUUGGAUAGUACGAGUUUGGUCAGUGAAGAAGCUGAUAAGCAGAAAGUCAUCAGGUUACAAUCAGCAGAAAAGCUGAAUGACCGUUGGGUGCAUGCAUCAGAAGACCAGAUUCAAAGGGUGGUUCGUGCUUCAGAAAAUGGAAAUCACAGUGCAAUUCAUGUAUCAGAAAACCUGAAUCCCAGUUCAGCAUACACAUUAGAAAAGGCGACUCAAACUGAGGACCCCGCAUACACAUUAGAAAAGGCGACUCAAACUGAGGACCCCGCAGCUAAAACCGUGAUGAACAGUGUGGUUCAUGAAGCAGAAAAACCGAAUCGCAGUGCUGCAGCCCUAGGUCUUCAAAAACAGCAUGGAAAAACUGAAGAGCAACCGGUUCCUGUUGAGGAGAAUCGAGAAGAUAAUGGGUCUAUAAAGAACACUUCAAACAUAAAGGACAAGAUCAAUGAAGAAGUAAUUCACAUGUCUGACUCUGAUGAAGCAAGCCUACUAUGUGAGAGCAAGUCAGAGGACCAUGAGACAGUCGAUUAUGACACUAUCUUAGACCUGGUUGAACAACUGAGGAGGCAGAGCAAAGAUUCUGCCAUCCUACAUAAGAUCUGGUUUGCAAUUUCCUCAUAUAAAAUAUCAAUGAAACGUCAAAAGCGUAAAUUUGAACAUGUUUCUAAGAAAACUAGAAAUGUUAAAGAUCAUGUUAGUUUACUUAAAAAGAACCUUGCAGUGUCAAAAGAAACAAUAAUAGAGCUAGAAGUUUCGAAGGUUCGACUGCAGGGAGAACAGUCUACUGUGAGACUUGAACAUGAAAAUUCAAAUUUAGAAGCUAGACUAAGACAAAAUGCAGGGGAAAAUGAACAACUUCAGAAAAAGUCAUCUGAAAAAUAUGAGAAGUAUAUUGAUUCAAAUAAAUUCCUGAAGUGUAGAUUGGAGGAAGAACAGAAGAAAAAAAAGAAAUAUACAAAAUUGCUAAGCAGGUAUACCAAGAAAUAUAUCAUAGCCAUCCACCUCUUCCCCACCUCUAGCUCCUUCUGUACACCUCCAACAUGUCCUAUCCACCACCUCAAGGUUUAA
Molecule: messenger RNA, 7581 nt
Organism: Arvicanthis niloticus (Nile rat)
Lineage: Eukaryota; Metazoa; Chordata; Mammalia; Rodentia; Muridae
Source: RefSeq, a predicted model, not a curated record